This is a messenger RNA of Merops nubicus (carmine bee-eater), 681 nucleotides long. RefSeq names its product leucine rich adaptor protein 1 (gene LURAP1). Gene Ontology annotation, biological process: positive regulation of cytokine production; positive regulation of canonical NF-kappaB signal transduction. The record is from RefSeq and is a predicted model, not a curated record. NCBI's taxonomy places the organism in Eukaryota, Metazoa, Chordata, Aves, Coraciiformes, Meropidae.
GCGUAUUUACGAGCGGUCGAUGUGAAGAUCCUGCAGCAGCUGGUAGUGGUGAACGAGGGCAUCGAGGCGGUGAAGUGGCUGCUGGAGGAGAGGAGCACACUGACCAGCCUGAAGGCCAGCAGCCAGUACAGCCUGGUGGAGAGCCAGGAGGCCUCACGGCGGGGCAGCUGGGACAGCCUGCAGGACCCCAACGACAGGCUGGACAGUAUCUCUGUUGGUAGCUACCUGGACACGUUGGCUGACGACAUGGAUGAGUAUUCCCAAAACGCCGCUGAAACCACUGCUGCGUCGGUGCCGGGCAGAGCCCUGGUCAGGGCGGAGCAGGAUUGGGUCAGGAUCGACCCUGAGAGGGGCCUUGCAAAGCAAGAGAAGGGCAAAGCUGAGCACGAGUGGCCCCACGUGGACCUCUCCCCGCCUGGGCUGACUCAGGAUCACCGCUUUGCUAAGGAGCCCCCAGUGGCCAACGGGUAUUUGGGCCAGCAACCUUCGUCUCUGGAGCCAGGCAGAGACCCCAAAUUGCCAUCAGGGGCUGGGGAGAGGCUGGGGAAGGGGAGCUUGGGUGGGAAGGCUCGGAAAGCAGAGGCUGACUUUGAGAACUGCAAACUCAACAGCAAACUGCACCUGGAGUAUGAUGCCCACUGGCGCUGGCUCCAGUCUCAGGACGAUGUGACGUUCUUAUAG